Messenger RNA from Gymnogyps californianus (California condor), 2715 nucleotides. RefSeq names its product protein phosphatase 2C like domain containing 1 (gene PP2D1). Bases 337 to 2562 code for a protein of 741 amino acids. Gene Ontology annotation, molecular function: protein serine/threonine phosphatase activity. Gene Ontology annotation, biological process: protein dephosphorylation. The transcript is spliced from 5 exons. NCBI's taxonomy places the organism in Eukaryota, Metazoa, Chordata, Aves, Accipitriformes, Cathartidae. The record is from RefSeq and is a predicted model, not a curated record.
AAUAAGGAGACUAAUUAUCUUAAUUUAUUCCAUAAUUAUUUUAAUUAUUAAUUACUUCCUUCUUUCUUGCCUAUUAUCAGGUCUAGGGGUGGGAGUGUUCCCAAGUCCCGAAGGCAGGCUCUGCCCCCGGCAUGCUCCUGUGACUCACCAGGUUCAUCUUUAUCUCUUCCCACACCUUUCAUAACAAGACUUCCUUGAAGCUGCAUCAUUGCUUCUGGGGAUACAUUGACUGCUAAAGUCCUCACAACUAAAACUGAUGGCAAUGAGAGUGAGAUUUGAUUAAAGAGAUACACCAGUUCUUCUGGCCCUGUUUCACAUUUCCCCAUGCAAGAUUGAAUGACAGGGAAGGAAAAAUCUCAGGACAAAACAAACCCACCCGAUUUUGAGCUUUCUAGAGAUGAGGAAGAUCACCUGGAGAAGGUCACAAUUCCACCCGAGAACGAUGAUUCCAAGUGCAUUUCAAUUUUUUGCUCUGCAUGUCAACAAACAAUAUAUCCGUACCACCUUCAUCAUCAUAAAAAAACCCACAAAGCCCUAACUUUGCUGGGCUUUGAUAGCCCACAAACAAAGACUGACAACAAAACACUUUUGGCUCAGAGACAGAAACUAAUUUCAAAAUUGACCAAGAUUCCUAAAUAUUCUGAGACACAUAGGCAGAAGAUUGAUUAUUCAUUUGAAUUCCUUAUGGAUAAUCACACUCCUACAUCACAUUGUGAUCUUGCUAAUAUUAACAAUCCUAGCACUUUUAAGAAAGUAAGUAAUUCCUUAAUAAAAGCAUUAUCUAUUUGCCAAGAUAAAAAUUCCACAUGGCAGGGAGACAUGGAAGACAGAUUUAUUGUGCUUGACAACUAUGGAAAUAGGUCAGAUACAUGUUUUCUGGGGUUAGUUGAUGGCUCUCACGGUGUGACAGCUGCAGAAACAGUUGCAGCAGAGCUCCCACUUUUAUUUCUUGACCAGCUUGCUCAAAUGGAUUCCUCCUACAAAAAGAGUACGGAUGAACAGCAAAUUCUAGAUUCUUUUGCCACAGUAAUCAAGGCAGAUUACAGGGAAAGAGAGAAGAUUUUCUCUGAUAAACUAGGCAAUGACGAGACCAACAAGACCAAUACUUACGAAUGGAUUCACAAAGCGUAUGCCAAGUCCUUUUGGAGAAUGGAUAGACUUUUACGACUGGGAAGGAACGAGGUUUCCAAAGUUCGCUGGAGUGGCUGUUCAGUGGUUACCUGUUUGGUGGAAAGAAUCCCCAGCGAAGAGACAGAUGGCACUGAGGAAGAAGGAAGAAAACAUUCUGAAAACACCACACUUAGUCCAUUAACCAGGACAGCCAAAGGUGCUGCUGGGUUACUGCACAUUGCUAAUACAGGUAAUGCACAUGCAGUCUUAUGUAAAAAUGGAAAGAGUCACUGCCUCUCAAAAGAGCACAGCACUUCUAAUGUAAGCGAGAGAAAACGCAUACUUCAGAAUGGUGGAAACAUCAGCACUAAUGAACCAGACGGAUUAGUAGAGGGGUACCUGAGAACUACAAGGGGUCUUGGACAUCACGGAAACCCAGUACUGAAAAGAUCUGUUAUACCUGUACCUCAUACCAUAUCUGUCUGUAUUGAUGACACUUGUCAGUUUCUUAUUUUAGCUUCUAAUGGGCUUUGGGAGGUUUUGGAUUACAAUGAAGUACUUGCGUUAACUCUAAAAACAUUCACUCAUUAUUUGAGAAUGUAUGAAUGUGUUCAACAAAACGGAACUUCUCCAUCUAAGUGUCAGUAUUUGAUGCCCCUCACUGAAGACAACUUAAAUGACUCAAAGGCUAUUAAAGAUCUGCAAAAUGGAAUACAGAUACUGUAUUCCAAUAAACGCAUUUUCCACACUGACUCAAAAGGCAACCUGAAACAAAAUAAGCCAAAAUGUUCUAGGAGGAAGUAUCUGCAAAGUGAAGAUGGAGUUCCUAAGGAAACUGAUGACCACAAAAAUCAAGCUGAUCCAGAACUGUCUCUCUUCAGUAACAAUGAAGUAAAUUCACAUAACACAGAGAUAAAACAGUCCGAUUCUAGCACACAAGGUGGCUCUGAAGAACUGAAACAGUUUGAGGACAGAAGAGUUUAUCUAUGUAACAGUUUUCAGCCACAGUCACAGACUGCAGAGCAAGAAGAAACAGGCACUGACACUUUCUGUGCAACAGGUCCAAACAUGAAACAGCCCCCCAAAGAUACAAAACCAUGCCUAUCUAAUUACGACUCAGGUCCACAACUGGCAGAAAAAAUGGACUCCAAGAUAUUUUGUGACAAACCUGCAAGUUACGCUGCUCAAGAACUGCUACAGACUGUAUCACCGGUGGCUUCUAAACCACCACCACAGUUUGAAGAGGACACAAAAACGUACCCGUCCAAUUGCGAACCACAAACGGCAGGAAGAGGCAGAGUCACCUCUGAGACGCUCUAUGACAACGCAGCAAGCUACAUUAGUGAACAACUGGUAAAGACUGCAUUAGCUGCAGGUUCAAGAGAUAAUAUUACUAUUUUGAUUGUACUUCUAAAUGGAUGCGAUAAGAUACCCAAUUACCUCACCAUUUAAAAAUUUACCAUAGGAUAACUGGAGUGCCACAGUCCAUAUAGUACAAGCUUAUAUUUAGCUGUGUCAUAUAUUUACUUGUAAUCACCUUAAAUGCUGACCCAUAUAGUGAAUCACACAUCUUGUCUGGAACUGUGCAAAUGCAAUAAAACCUUC